AUGAAUGUUAUCUCUGUGACAUUUAAGAGCAUCAAUGGGCAUUCUCCACCAGCCUUCCUAGAAACUCUUAAUUUCAGAGAUGAAAGCGACCUUAACAAGCUUUCUAGACCUGCUAACUUCACAGAUGAAGAUAGAAGAAUAUUCCAUUAUUUCACUUUUAUGUUUUUGCGCUUUAGGAAAUUCAGCCAGAACCUGGUUGCUCAGCUUUGGUACUUUGUGAAAUGUGUUUACUUUGGGUUGUCUGCCUACCAAAUCCGUUGUGGCUACGCAAGGCGAGUCCUUGAAAACUUCCUCACCAAGAGCUACAAUUAUGUCAACCUCUUCUUGUUUCAAGGGUUCCGCCUCGUUCCCUUUCUGACUGAGCUGAGGGCUGUGAUGGACUGGGUGUGGACAGACACGACCUUGAGCCUCUCCAGCUGGAUCUGUGUGGAGGACAUCUACGCUCACAUAUUCAUCCUGAAGUGUUGGCGGGAGUCUGAAAAAAGAUACCCGCAGCCCCGGGGGCAGAAGAAGAAGAAAGUGGUGAAGUAUGGCAUGGGAGGCAUGAUCAUCGUUCUGCUCAUCUGCAUUGUCUGGUUUCCCCUUCUCUUCAUGUCCUUGAUCAAAUCUGUGGCGGGGGUCAUCAACCAGCCCCUGGACGUCUCGGUCACAAUCACCCUGGGAGGGUACCAGCCUAUUUUCACAAUGAGUGCACAGCAAAGCCAGUUGAAAGUUAUGGAUCAGCCCAAGUUUAAUAAAUUUAUGAAAGCUUUUUCUAGGGACACUGGUGCUAUGCAAUUUCUGGAAAAUUAUGAAAAAGAAGACAUAACUGUAGCAGAACUGGAAGGAAACUCAAAUUCUUUGUGGACCAUCAGCCCUCCCAGUAAGCAGAAAAUGAUAAGCGAACUCAUGGACCCCAAUAGUAGCUUCUCUGUUGUUUUUUCAUGGAGUAUUCAGAGAAACAUGAGUUUGGGUGCAAAGGCAGAAAUUGCAACCGAUAAGCUUUCUUUUCCUCUUAAAAAUACCACACGAGAACAUAUAGCUAAAAUGAUAGCCGGCAACAACACGGAAAGUUCAAGAACACCGGUGACUAUAGAAAAGAUCUACCCAUAUUACAUGAAAGCACCUAGUGAUUUGAAUUCAAAACCUAUAAAGCAACUUUUGUCUGAAAAUAACUUCAUGAAUAUCACCAUUAUUUUGUCCAGAGACAAUACAACUAAAUCUAACAGUGAGUGGUGGGUUCUCAACCUGACUGGAAACAGAAUAUACAAUCAGCACGCUCAGGCCUUGGAACUGGUGGUCUUCAAUGACAAAGUCAGCCCGCCCAGUCUGGGGUUCCUGGCUGGCUAUGGUAUCAUGGGAUUGUAUGCUUCGGUUGUCCUUGUGAUUGGGAAGUUUGUCCGUGAAUUCUUCAGUGGGAUUUCUCACUCCAUCAUGUUUGAAGAGCUUCCAAAUGUGGACCGAAUUCUGAAGUUGUGCACAGAUAUUUUUUUAGUUCGAGAGACAGGGGAACUGGAACUCGAGGAAGAUCUCUAUGCCAAAUUAAUAUUCCUGUACCGCUCACCAGAAACCAUGAUCAAAUGGACUAGAGAAAAAACAAAUUGAUGCUUUAAGACACAGACUGCAGAUCAAAUUAACAUUUGAAUUUUUAAAAAAGCACAAUAUCCUCAUAAGAGCUAAGCAUUUCUAGUUGGAUGGAAAUGGUUUCUCUUCUGACAGGCGGUCAAAAGGAGCUGACUUCCUUCUGCAGUCUAAGCUACCUUGUAAAUGAAGGCGCUGUUGAAAAUGUUAUUUGUAAUUCCAUUUCUCCAAAAUCAGGGCUAUUUGUUUUAUGAUAUAGUCAACAGUGUCUUGCAUUCUGAUUGACGAUGCAAAGGAAUCAUUUAUGGGUCUCCUCCCUCAGAGAAACAGGAGAGAAGAAGGGAAAAGGAAAGUUGCCCAUGGUUUUCUGGGCGGAGCCCGCACACUUCCUGAAGAGAUGCUCUAGUUCAGUAGGCCGCACCCUGUUGCCAACGGGGAAGCUGCUGUGGGGAGAACAGAUGGGCCUCAGCACGCCCCGAAAACACGCAACAGCAAUAGGAGGCUGAAACUCCUGAAGAGAUUUCUGGGG
Prionailurus viverrinus (fishing cat) is the source of this 2089-nucleotide messenger RNA. RefSeq names its product piezo-type mechanosensitive ion channel component 2-like. The record is from RefSeq and is a predicted model, not a curated record. The coding region runs from base 1 to 1584 and encodes 527 amino acids. The transcript has 11 exons. Gene Ontology annotation, cellular component: plasma membrane. Gene Ontology annotation, biological process: cellular response to mechanical stimulus; detection of mechanical stimulus; regulation of membrane potential. Gene Ontology annotation, molecular function: mechanosensitive monoatomic ion channel activity; monoatomic cation channel activity. Lineage: Eukaryota; Metazoa; Chordata; Mammalia; Carnivora; Felidae.